Messenger RNA from Rhopalosiphum maidis (corn leaf aphid), 587 nucleotides. Its product is annotated as 26S proteasome non-ATPase regulatory subunit 9. The record is from RefSeq and is a predicted model, not a curated record. The coding region runs from base 167 to 514 and encodes 115 amino acids. Gene Ontology annotation, cellular component: nucleus; cytoplasm. Lineage: Eukaryota; Metazoa; Arthropoda; Insecta; Hemiptera; Aphididae. The transcript has 3 exons. Gene Ontology annotation, biological process: proteasome regulatory particle assembly.
UAAUAAAAAUAAUAAAUUCGAUUUUACUGACUACUGAUUGUGAUAAAGUAUUGAAAUCAUUUUUUCAGAUACAUAAUAUUUUUAUUAUAAUCUUUUUUAUAGAUUUAUAUUAUAAUUAAUAACAAAUUUUUAAUAUUUAGUAAUAUUUAUUGAUAAUCGUUUAAUCAUGCCUUCUGCAAUAGAAACCAAAAAUAUAACUAGAAGAGAAAUUCUUGAUAUGAUGAAUGAAAAGGAAAAACUUGAACAACAAUUGAAAACUUUUGGAGAAGUUUUACAAUCGCAUAGAGUUGGUAUGGAUGAACCUUUAGUGGAUGACCAAGACUUUCCUAGGAAUGACAUUGAUGUAUAUCAAAUAAGAUUAAUACGUAGUCGUAUUAUUUGUACACGUAAUGAUUUGAAAGCUAUAAUGGAUCGUAUUGAAAAAAGUUUAAAUGCUUAUUUUACACAAAGCAACCAUAAUGAACCUGAACAACACAUACUUAAUGGAAAUUGCAGUUUAAAACCAGAUAAUUAAUAACUCAUCAAAUAUGUGUUUUGAAUAUUAUAACUUGUAUAUACACUUAAAUAAUAUUAUUUAAUAACUUUUA